ACUGGUGUGUGUUCAGCCUUUCCCAGAGUUCAUCGACCUCCAGCAGACCGCGAUCAGGCCGGGUUCCCACAGAGACGCUUCAGAACCGGCCGCGGCGCCGCAAAGCAACAGAAAACCUUCGUCAGUCCUGAAACCUGAGCACAAGGCAUAGAGGACCAAGAACGCCACCCUGAGGUACCCCAGAAACCAACAUCUGCAGAGGAAGACCACAGCUGCUGAGUCCCUGCAGUCCUUCAGGUGUCUCUGCGUGGACAUCGGUUAGCAUGGCGGUGUGUCUCCAGGUUCUGGGCCUGGUUCUGGGCGUUGUGUCUUGGUGCCUGCAGUCCAGCUCUACGUCCUCUCACACUUGGAAGAUGCGCAGCCAGGCAGAGACGGUCACCACCAGUUCGUGGCAGUUCGAAGGCCUGUGGAUGAGCUGCGCCGCCACAGCGCUCGGGUCCGUUCAGUGCAGCAAGUUCAAGACGGUCCUGGGCCUCGACUCUCACCUGCAGGCCUGCAGAGCUCUGAUGAUCUUGUCCCUGAUCCUCGGUCUCGCUUCCAUCAUCGUCUCUAUUCUCGGACUCAAAUGCACGAAGAUCGGCCAGAUGGCGGAGCAGGUCAAGGAGCAGGUCGCCCUGAGCGGAGGCAUCCUGUUCAUCCUCUCUGGCGUCUUCACCCUGACGGCCGUCUCCUGGUACGCCGCCAGAAUCAUCAACGAGUUCUAUGACCCGUUCCACGCCGGACUGAAGUUUGAGAUGGGUACUGGUCUGUACCUGGGGUGGGCGUCCUCUGGUCUGGCCAUACUGGGAGGAUCUCUGCUAUGCUGCAGCUGCAGGCGGAGCGCCUACACACCGCCUCCGAGGCAUUUCUCCUACCACUCCAGUGGCGGUCAGAGCAUCUACAAAGCGGCUCCGUCUUCAGAGACCAGCAGCUCCAAAGCGUACGUCUAAUCCUGGCAGCCGCCCGCGACCUGAUGAGCCGCCGCCUGAACCCAAUCUGAACCCAAUCUGAACCAAUGUGAACCCAAUCUGAACCAAUGUGAACCCAAUCUGAACCCAAUCUGAACCCAAUCUGAACCAAUCUGAACCCAAUCUGAACCCAAUCUGAACCCAAUCUGAACCGAAUCUGAACCAAUCUGAACCAAUGUGAACCCAAUCUGAACCCAAUCUGAACCCAAUCUGAACCCAAUAUAAACCAAUGUGAACCCAAUCUGAACCCAAUCUAAACCAAUGUGAACCCAAUCUGAACCCAAUCUGAACCAAUCUGAACCCAAUCUGAACCCAAUCUGAACCCAAUCUGAACCAAUCUGAACCAAUGUGAACCCAAUCUGAACCCAAUCUGAACCCAAUCUGAACCCAAUAUAAACCAAUGUGAACCCAAUCUGAACCCAAUCUAAACCAAUGUGAACCCAAUCUGAACCCAAUCUGAACCAAUCUGAACCCAAUCUGAACCCAAUCUGAACCCAAUCUGAACCGAAUCUGAACCCAAUCUGAACCAAUCUGAACCCAAUCUGAACCCAAUCUAAACCAAUGUGAACCCAAUCUGAACCCAAUCUAAACCAAUGUGAACCCAAUCUAAACCCAAUCUGAACCAAUCUGAACCCAAUCUGAACCCAAUCUGAACCCAAUCUGAACCCAAUCUAAACCAAUGUGAACCCAAUCUGAACCCAAUCUAAACCAAUGUGAACCCAAUCUAAACCCAAUCUGAACCAAUCUGAACCCAAUCUGAACCCAAUCUGAACCAAUCUGAACCCAAUCUAAACCAAUGUGAACCCAAUCUGAACCCAACCUGAACCCAAUCUGAACCAAUCUGAACCCAAUCUGAACCCAAUCUAAACCAAUGUGAACCCAAUCUGAACCGAAUCUGAACCCAAUCUGAACCAAUCUGAACCCAAUCUGAACCAAUGUGAACCCAAUCUGAACCCAAUCUGAACCCAAUCUGAACCCAAUCUGAACCCCAACAUGAUGUUGAACAGUUUGUCCACCAGGUGUCGCCAAAGAGACACAAUAACACAGUUACUUUGGCAGAUUAAAACAUUAAAGCAGCUCGUUUAUUUAUUCUAAAAACCAAAUUUAGCAAUUUGUGUUUUAUAAUUUCACUCUUUAAAUUGUCUCGUUUCUCUCUUUAAGCUUGAAGGUGUGUAGUUCACUCUUUUCGCCACCAGAUGGCAGCAGAUAAUUACAUCUGAUUCUGAAUCUUUAACUCUGGUCUGAUUAUGGAUUUAUGUCUGUCUCUGUUUGCCCUGAACGUUUUUAUUGGUUUGUUUUAUAUGAAUGAUAAAUAAAAUCAAAUGAAAAA
Messenger RNA from Poeciliopsis prolifica (blackstripe livebearer), 2277 nucleotides. RefSeq names its product claudin-19-like. Gene Ontology annotation, molecular function: structural molecule activity. The transcript is spliced from 6 exons. NCBI's taxonomy places the organism in Eukaryota, Metazoa, Chordata, Actinopteri, Cyprinodontiformes, Poeciliidae. The record is from RefSeq and is a predicted model, not a curated record. Gene Ontology annotation, biological process: bicellular tight junction assembly; cell adhesion. Bases 264 to 929 code for a protein of 221 amino acids. Gene Ontology annotation, cellular component: bicellular tight junction; plasma membrane.